GCCCGAGGAAGUGACUGCACGAGGAAGGCUUGAGGAAGGGUUCUCCGCAGGCAGCACCGCGGACACACACGGAAGGAGAGGGGGGAAAAAGCGGAGGGACGUACGCUCCUUUCAUCAGUGCGAAAAUAACAGCAGGGGAGGUGCUUCAUUCCUCUAAUCGAUUUGGUGGCCUCCUCUACACUCCAACAGCUCCAUGUCCUUCCUGUGCUGAGGACCCCAGAGCUGACACAGCACUGCAGCACCAGGACAAUGAAGUCGUACCAGAAGCUGACAACAACACAGCCAGCAGCAUGCCGGGUGGAAGAAGAAGGGGCUGCUGCCGUGCCCUCCAACCAUGGGAAGCUGGCCCCAUGGUGGGUGGGCAGUGGGCUGCUGGUGGCUUCUGUCCUGCUGAGCACCAUCACUGUCUGGGUGCUGCGGCAAGUAUCGGGGGGCUGGCUCGGACCCACAGCACCCCCCAAAUGUCUCCUGGUACCUGAGAGCCAUCGCUUUGACUGCUACCCAGAGCGGCGCGUGGUGGUGACACAGGAGCUCUGUGAAAGCCGAGGGUGCUGCUUCAUCCAGAGUCCCCCACAAGCACAGGGCAAGCAGGGGGUGCCCUGGUGCUUCUAUCCCCCUGACUUCCCCAGCUACACCCUGGAGAGCCUCAACCAGACAGCACUGGGCAUGGUGGGGUUGCUGGUGCGAAGGGAGAAGGCCUAUUACCCUCGGGACAUCGAGAAGCUGAGGCUGGAUGUGGAGUUUGAGACAGACACGCGGCUGCACAUCAAGAUAACAGAUGCAGCCAACCCACGCUAUGAGGUUCCCUUUGAUGUUCCCCGGGUGAUGAAGAGGGCAGAAAACCCCAUCUACAGUCUGAACUUCUCCUGGGACCCCUUUGGGGUGCUGCUGCAGCGCAAAGCAACAGGGACGGUGCUGCUAAACACCACUGUGGCCCCCUUGAUCUUUGCUGACCAGUUUCUCCAGAUAUCCACAUCUCUCCCAUCCAAGUUCCUCUAUGGGCUGGGGGAGCACCGUGGCAGCCUCGUGCACAGCGUGGAGUGGAACACCCUCACACUGUGGGCCCGCGACGUCUCUCCCACGGAAUCGUUCAACCUGUAUGGCGCCCACCCCUUCUACCUGCUGAUGGAGGAGGGUGGAAAUGCUCAUGGUGUUUUCCUUCUCAACAGCAAUGCCAUGGAGGUGGCUCUGCAGCCUGCUCCAGGCCUGACCUGGAGGACCAUUGGAGGGGUGCUGGAUUUUUACAUCUUCCUGGGGCCUGAUCCCAGCAUGGUCAUCCAGCAGUACCAGCAGGUGAUAGGUUUCCCAGCCAUGCCACCCAUCUGGGCUCUUGGCUUCCACCUCUGCCGCUGGGGCUAUGGGUCCAGCAAUGAGACGUGGCAGACCGUGAGAGCCAUGAGGAACUACCAGAUCCCCCAGGAUGCACAGUGGAAUGACAUUGAUUACAUGGAUGGGUACCGGGACUUCACCUUGGAUUCCCAGAAGUUUUCUUCCCUCCCCUCCCUGGUGGAAGACUUACACAAACACGGGCAGCACUACGUUAUGAUCUUGGAUCCUGGCAUCAGCAGCACCAGCCCUCAUGGCUCCUACUGGCCUUAUGAUGAAGGUUUGAGACGGGGCUUGUUCCUCAACACCACACAAGGGCAGCCACUCAUCGGACAGGUCUGGCCUGGUUUCACUGCCUUCCCAGACUUUUCCAACCCAGACACACACCAGUGGUGGCUGGAGAACCUGCAGCACUUCUAUGCCCACGUGCCCUUUGAUGGCCUCUGGAUCGACAUGAAUGAGCCAUCCAACUUCAUGGAUGGGUCUGAACAUGGCUGCCCCCCAGGAGAGUUCGACAGCCCACCCUACACUCCAGCCGUGCUGGGCGAUUCCCUCUCUGCAAAGACGGUGUGUGCCUCGGCAAAGCAGAAAGUCUCGGUGCACUACAACCUCCACAACCUCUAUGGGCUGAUGGAAGCCAAAGUCACAGCAAGCGCCUUGAUCAAGAUCCGGGGGAAGCGUCCCUUCGUCAUCUCCCGCUCCACAUUCCCCAGCCAGGGCCGGUACUCGGGGCACUGGCUGGGUGACAACCGGAGCCAGUGGAAGGACAUGUAUUACUCAAUUCCAGGGCUGCUGAGCUUCAGCCUCUUUGGCAUCCCACUGGUCGGGGCAGACAUCUGCGGCUUCUCUGGCAGCACCUCGGAGGAGCUGUGCACCCGCUGGAUGCAGCUCGGUGCCUUCUACCCCUUUGCUCGCAACCACAACCAGAACAAAAAGGCCCAGGACCCAACAGCGUUCAGCCCCGCAGCCAGGACAGCCAUGAAGGAUGUGCUGCUGACCCGCUAUUCCCUCCUGCCCUUCCUCUACACCCUUUUCCACCGUGCCCACCUGCAAGGGGACACUGUCGCCCGGCCCUUGUUCUUUGAGUUCCCUUGGGAUGUGGCCACGUGGGAACUGGACAGGCAGUUCCUGUGGGGCCGGAGCCUGCUGGUAACACCAGUGCUGGAGCCCGGGGUGGACUCAGUCACAGGUUACGUCCCCCAAGGCACGUGGUAUGACUUCUACACGGGCUCCUCGGUGAACAGCAGUGGGGAGAUGUUGAAGAUGUCGGCCCCUCUGGAGCACCUCAACCUGCACAUCCGGGAAGGUUCCAUCCUGCCCACCCAGUGGUCGUGGUCCUACAGAAUCCAUGUCUUUGAACCCCAGAAACCAGGAACCACCACAGAGGUGACCCGAGGGAACCCCCUGCGUCUCAUCGUGGCCUUGUCCUCGCAUGCCACUGCCUGGGGUGACCUUUUCUGGGACGAUGGCGAGAGCCUGGACACCUUUGAGAAGGGCAAUUACUCCUAUGUGGUGUUCAAUGUCACACAGAACAUCUUCACCUCCACCAUCCUCCAUGCUAGCACUGAGGCCACCAAGGUCACCAUUGACAUGCUGAGCAUCUUUGGAGUGCAGAAGCCGCCCAGCAAGGUCCUCCUGAAUGGCCAGGAGAAGACCUUUUCUUACCUGGACAACCAGGUUCUCACAGUGAGUGACCUUGGCAUGAGCCUCAGCCAGGGCUUCUCCCUGCAGUGGCUGUGAGCAGGGGCCGUGGGGUCACCCUCACCCUGCCAGGACACCCACCUGGGAGAUGCCCCAGCCCCUGAAGCAUGCUGCCAAGGAGAGGACAUCAGGGACUGUCACCUGCUGCUGCUCAUCCCCCUCUAGCACAGCUGGGGACAGGGGACGUGGGAUGGGGGCUUGGCUGCUGGGUGCCCCCUGCACGGUCCUGGGUGGGUGGUGUGGGUGGGGUGUGGGUACCCGCGGUUCCUGCUGCAAUAAAGGCAUGUGGAGAGCUUG
Messenger RNA from Parus major (Great Tit), 3324 nucleotides. RefSeq names its product lysosomal alpha-glucosidase-like. Gene Ontology annotation, biological process: carbohydrate metabolic process. The record is from RefSeq and is a predicted model, not a curated record. Lineage: Eukaryota; Metazoa; Chordata; Aves; Passeriformes; Paridae. The transcript has 21 exons. The coding region runs from base 250 to 3066 and encodes 938 amino acids. Gene Ontology annotation, molecular function: alpha-1,4-glucosidase activity; carbohydrate binding.